Kogia breviceps (pygmy sperm whale) is the source of this 2532-nucleotide messenger RNA. RefSeq names its product frizzled class receptor 5 (gene FZD5). Gene Ontology annotation, molecular function: Wnt-protein binding; Wnt receptor activity. Gene Ontology annotation, cellular component: plasma membrane. Gene Ontology annotation, biological process: canonical Wnt signaling pathway; non-canonical Wnt signaling pathway. Lineage: Eukaryota; Metazoa; Chordata; Mammalia; Artiodactyla; Physeteridae. The record is from RefSeq and is a predicted model, not a curated record.
UCUGGUGGAACGCACGACCUGCCCCCCGUCCUGCCCCGCCCGGAUCAUGCGAGGGGCCCCGGAGGAGGUGAGGGCGAAUGACCGGUCUGCGGCGACCUCGUUCAGGGGGCGACUCCCUCUCUGAGACGCCCCCACCUGCUGCCAUGUGCUGCCUCCUCGGGUACCCAGCCUAUCGCCAAACUUUCCCGAUGCCAGCCUGUCUCUGAGUCGCGUUUCUGAGCGAAGCGUCCCAGAGACGGAGGGCCCAGGCUGGCUACGGACUAUCUGCUUCUCUCGGGAUCCUCAGAGAGUACUUUCCUUGGAAUCGGAGCCCUAACCGUCCCUCCCCAGCCUAUCCAGCGAAGAGCUGAGCGCUCCCUGCGGAGGCAGCGCCCUCCCGAAACAGUUUAUCUUUGGACGGAUUUCUUUAAAAGAAAAAGAAACCAACAGGUUGCCAGUCCCGGCGCCACACAAGUCGGCGGAGAGGGAAGCCGGAUCCCGGUUUUCCCUGCCUGAGCUGGCCCCGCGCUGGCGGCGGGAGACGAGGGGAAGGAGGGGGCUAUGGCUCGGCCUGACCCGUCCGCGCCGCCUUCGCUGCUGCUGCUGCUCCUAGCGCAGCUGGCGGGCCGGGCGGCGGCCGCCUCCAAGGCCCCAGUAUGCCAGGAAAUCACAGUGCCCAUGUGCCGCGGCAUCGGCUACAACCUGACGCACAUGCCCAACCAGUUCAACCACGACACGCAGGACGAGGCGGGUCUGGAGGUGCACCAGUUCUGGCCGCUGGUGGAGAUCCACUGCUCUCCGGACCUGCGUUUCUUCCUGUGCUCCAUGUACACGCCCAUCUGCCUGCCCGACUACCACAAGCCGCUGCCGCCCUGCCGCUCGGUGUGCGAGCGCGCCAAGGCCGGCUGCUCGCCGCUCAUGCGCCAGUAUGGCUUUGCCUGGCCGGAACGCAUGAGCUGCGACCGCCUCCCGGUGCUGGGCCGCGACGCCGAGGUCCUUUGCAUGGAUUACAACCGCAGCGAGGCCACCACGGCGCCCCCCAGGCCCUUCCCGGCCAAGCCCACCCUCUCAGGCCUGCCGGGGUCGCCGGCCUCGGGGAGCGACUGCGCCGCCGGGGGCCCGUCGGUGUGCAAGUGCCGCGAGCCCUUCGUGCCCAUUCUCAAGGAGUCGCACCCGCUUUACAACAAGGUGAGGACAGGCCAGGUACCCAACUGCGCGGUGCCCUGCUACCAGCCGUCCUUCAGCCCCGACGAGCGCACGUUCGCCACCUUCUGGAUCGGCCUGUGGUCUGUACUGUGCUUCAUCUCCACCUCCACCACGGUGGCCACCUUCUUAAUAGACAUGGAACGCUUCCGCUACCCUGAGCGCCCCAUCAUCUUCCUGUCAGCCUGCUACCUGUGCGUGUCUCUGGGCUUCCUGGUGCGCCUGGUCGUGGGCCAUGCCAGCGUCGCCUGCAGCCGCGAGCACAGCCACAUCCACUACGAGACAACGGGCCCUGCGCUGUGCACUGUCGUCUUCCUGCUGGUCUACUUCUUUGGCAUGGCCAGCUCCAUCUGGUGGGUCAUCCUGUCGCUCACCUGGUUCUUGGCGGCUGGCAUGAAGUGGGGCAACGAGGCCAUUGCAGGCUAUGCGCAGUACUUCCACCUGGCCGCGUGGCUCAUCCCCAGUGUCAAGUCCAUCACUGCGCUGGCACUGAGCUCCGUGGACGGGGACCCGGUGGCAGGCAUCUGCUACGUGGGGAACCAGAACCUGAACUCGCUGCGCGGCUUCGUGCUGGGCCCGCUGGUGCUCUACCUGCUGGUGGGCACGCUCUUCCUCCUGGCGGGCUUCGUGUCGCUCUUCCGCAUCCGCAGCGUCAUCAAGCAGGGCGGCACCAAGACGGACAAGCUGGAGAAGCUCAUGAUCCGCAUCGGCAUCUUCACGCUGCUCUACACUGUGCCAGCCAGCAUCGUGGUGGCCUGCUACCUGUACGAACAGCACUAUCGCGAGAGCUGGGAGGCUGCGCUCACGUGCGCGUGCCCCGGCCCGGACUCUGGCCAGCCGCGCGCCAAGCCCGAGUACUGGGUGCUCAUGCUUAAGUACUUCAUGUGCCUUGUGGUGGGCAUCACGUCGGGCGUUUGGAUUUGGUCCGGCAAGACUGUGGAGUCGUGGCGGCGCUUCACCAGCCGCUGCUGCUGCCGCCCGCGGCGGGGCCACAAGAGCGGCGGCGCCACGGCCGCCGGGGACUACGCCGAGGCGAGCGCAGCGCUCACGGGCAGGACCGCGCCGCCGGGCCCCGCCGCCGCCGCCGCCUACCACAAGCAGGUGUCCCUGUCGCACGUGUAGGAGGAGGCCGAGGCCGAGGGACCGGGGCCGGGGCCGGGAGUCGAGGGAGGGAGGUUGUUUUGUUUGGUAGCUUUGCCAAGGUCACUUCCGUUUACCUUCUUGGUGCUGAUGCCCCCUCCCGGGGCAACUUGGAGAGAGGGGAAAGGAACCGUUUCAAGGGGAGUACCUGUCCCAGGACUUCUCAGAGGGGCUCAGCUCACGUCUGUUCUAUCUUACUGCCUUUUCAAG